Parnassius mnemosyne (clouded apollo) is the source of this 1751-nucleotide messenger RNA. The record is from the annotation of a GenBank genome assembly. Lineage: Eukaryota; Metazoa; Arthropoda; Insecta; Lepidoptera; Papilionidae.
UCUGUGCAUUGUUUGUUAUUGUUUAUUAUUUUGUUAUAUUAAUUAGAGAAAUACGUAUUACUUAAAAGAAAUCGGUUCUAUUCUAGCAUACAUAAAUACACAAAAAGAUGCCUCAGUGGUGUGCUGUACCGCAUUGUUCAUCAGCCAAAGGUGGUCAUAGAUUUCCAUGCGAUAAAUCUCGGUCACAAAAAUGGGUAACAGCUAUACGGAGAGAAGACUUCAUCCCAUCAAAACAUGCAGUAGUUUGUAAAGAUCAUUUCACUCCUGAAGACUAUGCAUUACCAAAGGAUCCAUUGUACCCAAAUCCAACACCUCGUCUGAAAAAAGAGGCAGUGCCAAGUGUUUUUCCCUGGAAUAGUUCUCAAUUUAAUGAUAAAAAAAAGAUCGGACGCCAUCAAAAAGGCAUUAAAAGACGACAAAAGAAAGAAGAACAAGAAAAGAAAAACCAAAGCUACCAAAACAGUAGCAUGGAAGCAAUAGAGUAUGUUGAAGUGGAAAUUGAAAGUAUGUCCAAAGAUAUAGGGAUACAGUGCUCUAUAGGUGAUCCAUGUUGCAACAACAAAAUUGGAUUCAUGAAAGACAACCACAGCUUUAUUAAAAAAAAUGCAGUAGAAAUAUAGAUUCAUUUUGUAUACAAUAUUUAGUUAACCUAAGGAAGUAAGUACAUUUCUAUACAGGAUGUGAUGAUUAUAAGCAUUUUAUGUUCAUAUUUAGUUAAUUUGGUGAGGAAGUAAAUGAACUUAAGUAUUAACUUUUGCAAUCAAACCAUUGUAUGGUGCUUGUUCACUCUCUCUUGCAAUGAGUGUUUUCUCAUAGCUAUGACAUAAGAAGAACAUGUUAAAUAUAGGAUUAUCUUUUUGUUUUAAAAACAGUGGGUCAUUAGCUCAUUAGUAAAUAAUAUUUUUAUUAUAUGGAUUAAAUACUAGUGCUGUAAACUAAAAGACUUAAAUUUGUGUGUGUCUUAGCAAGUACAAGACAACAAUAUGAAAAUUUUGGGCAAAACAAAUACAUGUACAAUUAUAAUAGUUUGUACAGAAAUAAAAAUUGAGAAACCCAAAAAUCCUGCUUCUCAACAACUUACUCUAGUUAUAAAUCAACCAACACCCAUAGUGCUCAUUGGUGUUUCUGCAACUGGAUGUGUAAUAUUUGUUAUAGGUGAAUAAUAUGGUGUGUCUAGUAGUGACAUAAGCAACUAUUUGAAAAGGGUGGAUCGAGGUGAAAUGUGAAUGGAGACAUUGUUGACAGAGGAUUUAAUAUACAAGACCUUAAGUGGCAAAAAACAUUACAGUGAACAUGCCUGAAUUUUUAAAUGAUACUAGUGGACAGUUUAAAUCACAAACUUUGAAGAUUCAGAAAAUUUGAGCAAAAUAUGUAAAAUUUUGUCUUGUAAAUUCACAUCGACCUUAGCACUUCUAAGUAGCAGAAUUAUUGUCAUUUGUUUUAUGUUGGCAUAUUUAAGUCAAUUAUUAAACUAUAAUAAGUAUUAAAUAAAACACUUUUUAAGAACUUUAGUUAUUUUAGUUAAACACUUUUCAAAGGUUAGAAUUUGCAUGUUAAAGUAAAAAAAUAUUGGUCAUUAAUAUACUAUUUAUUAUGUUCAUACCAAUUAUGUGGAAAUGUACCUGUUGAGUAAUAAGUAGACUUAUGGUAUAAUUAGAAUAAAAGAGAGCCUAAUCUAUAUAAAAAAAAUCUGUUUUCUUUAUGAUGUAACUAGUAAUGAAAUAUGCUAAUUAUAAUUAAAUGAAUUAUAC